Messenger RNA from Bubalus bubalis (water buffalo), 2530 nucleotides. It is a transcript of the gene CADM3, whose product is annotated as cell adhesion molecule 3. Gene Ontology annotation, biological process: homophilic cell-cell adhesion. NCBI's taxonomy places the organism in Eukaryota, Metazoa, Chordata, Mammalia, Artiodactyla, Bovidae. Bases 183 to 1475 code for a protein of 430 amino acids. The record is from RefSeq and is a predicted model, not a curated record. The transcript has 10 exons. Gene Ontology annotation, cellular component: presynaptic membrane.
CUAUUUAAUCCCCGCGACUGCAGCAGCGCCGGCUCCCUCCCGGUCCCCGCCUCGGCCCCGGGCUCCGAAGCGGCUCGGGGGCGCCCUUUCGGUCAGUGGCGUCGUCUACCCCCCUCCCCAGCUCCAGCCCCCAGGGAUCCAGGCUCGCCAGCGCCCUGCCAGGGAGCCGGCCGGGAAGCGCGAUGGGGGCCCCUUCCGCCCUGCCCCUGCUCCUGCUUUUCGCCUGCUGCUGGGCGCCCGGCGGGGCCAACCUCUCCCAGGACGGCUACUGGCAAGAGCAGAAUUUGGAGCUGGGAACUCUGGCUCCACUCGACGAGGCCAUCAGCUCCACAGUCUGGAGCAGCCCUGACAUGCUGGCCAGUCAAGACAGUCAGCCCUGGACAUCUGAUGAGACAGUGGUGGCUGGUGGCACCGUGGUGCUCAAGUGCCAAGUGAAAGACCAUGAGGACUCAUCCCUACAGUGGUCUAACCCUGCCCAGCAGACUCUCUACUUUGGGGAGAAGAGAGCCCUUCGAGAUAAUCGGAUUCAGCUGGUUAAGUCUACACCCCAUGAGCUCAGCAUCAGCAUCAGCAACGUGGCCCUGGCUGACGAGGGCGAAUACACUUGCUCCAUCUUCACUAUGCCCGUGAGAACUGCCAAGUCCCUCGUCACCGUGCUCGGAAUCCCACAGAAGCCUAUAAUCAGUGGCUACAAGUCUUCAUUACGGGAAAAGGAUACAACCACCUUAAGCUGUCAGUCUUCUGGGAGCAAACCUGCAGCCCAGCUCACCUGGAGAAAGGGUGACCAAGAGCUCCAUGGGGAAUCUACCCGAAUACAGGAAGAUCCCAAUGGCAAAACCUUCACUGUCAGCAGCUCAGUCACCUUCCAGGUCACCCGGGAGGAUGAUGGCGCAGACAUCGUGUGCUCUGUGAACCAUGAAUCUCUAAAGGGAGCUGACAGAUCCACUGCUCAACGCAUAGAAGUUUUAUACACACCGACAGCGAAGAUAAGGCCAGACCCUCCACAUCCUCGCGAGGGCCAAAAGCUGUUGCUCCACUGUGAGGGACGUGGCAAUCCCGUACCCCAGCAGUACGUGUGGGAGAAGGAGGGCAGUGUACCACCGCUGAAGAUGGCCCAGGAGAGCGCCCUGAUCUUCCCCUUCCUCAACAAGAGCGACAGUGGCACCUACGGCUGCACGGCCACCAGUAACAUGGGCAGCUACAAGGCUUACUACACUCUCAACGUGAACGACCCCAGCCCGGUGCCCUCGUCCUCCAGCACCUACCACGCCAUCAUUGGAGGGAUCGUGGCUUUCAUUGUCUUCUUGCUGCUCAUCCUGCUCAUCUUCCUCGGUCACUACUUGAUCCGACACAAAGGAACCUACCUGACACACGAGGCAAAAGGCUCCGACGAUGCCCCAGAUGCGGACACAGCCAUCAUCAAUGCAGAAGGCGGGCAGUCGGGCGGGGACGACAAGAAGGAAUAUUUCAUCUAGGGGCGCCCCCCAGGGACCCCAUGGGGACGUCUGGGGCCAUCACCAACCUGGACUUGUACAGAGCGACCCCAGGGCCGCCCCUCCCGCUUGCUCCCCAGCCCCUCCCCCACCCCCCUGUACAGAAUGUCUGCUUUGGGUGCGGUUUUGUACUCGGUUUGGAAUGGGGAGGGCGGGUGGGGAGGGAGGGUUGCCCUCAGCCCUUUCCGUGGCUUCUCUGCGUUUGGGUUAUUAUUAUUUUUGUAACAAUCCCAAAUCAAAUCCGUUUCCAGGCUGGAGGGGCAGGGGCCCUGGGGUGAGGAAAGCAAAAAAAAAAAAAAAAAAAACACAAACAGAAAACCUGGAGUGUUAGGAGGAGGAUGAGGAGAGGGUUAGGGCAGGAAGGAGCUGGGUCAGUUUGGUGGGGGGCUCUCACCAGCCCUCCAUCAUGAGAGCCUCUUCCUGGAUUUCUCCGGGGUUGGGGAGGUUGUGAGCAGGAGGCACAGAGGUGGCUUUUCCUCUGUAAGUCGCCCACCUUGAGCUCUGCACAGAGAAGGUACCACCUGACGCCCCUCCCCCACCCUAACAGGAAAGGAGUGAAUGGGGGCACCCCAGGAGAUGUGACCUUCAGGUGGCAUGCAGCCACGUGGGGGCCCAGGGCUUCCCCACGUGGGAGGAUGCGGGUCCCUGCAGGAAGGGCAGAUUUGGAGAGAAAGGAUGGCAGAGAUGGCCCUCUCUGGCCCCUCGCCCCACCACCAGGCCCCUAUGGUGAAUGAAGCCAGGCCCUUUUCCGUGGAACCACCCUUGGGGGAUAGCAGAGCAAGGCAGCCCCUCCUUGCUCUAGCAGCUGCGGGGGAGGCGCUGCUCUGGGCCCUAAACUGCAUCUGCUUCCCCGCCCGGGGGCCCCUGACUCUCUCUCGCUGGAGCCCUGGACUGUUGCACGGCAACCACUUGUCUUAGGCACUGCUCAGCAACUUCGCCUCCCUGGCUUGUGCUGCCCUCUGCCCCAUCCUGUUCCCCAAGCCCUCCCUCCCUCCCUCAGCAGCCAGGCAGACAGAACAACAAAAAUACUAAAAGGA